Molecule: messenger RNA, 926 nt
Organism: Papilio xuthus (Asian swallowtail)
Lineage: Eukaryota; Metazoa; Arthropoda; Insecta; Lepidoptera; Papilionidae
Exons: 3
Coding region: 1-465 (154 amino acids)
Source: RefSeq, a predicted model, not a curated record
AUGACUGUUAAAGUUGUAAGCAAAUUUGUGUUUUAUUUAAUAAAGUACAAGGUUAAUUUUUGGUUAUGCUCAUCAGUUCCAGCGCAGUUCAUACCGGGCAGGACUGGAGCUGGCUUGCUUAUAUUAAAUGGAUUCACAUUCUAUAUGAAGAAUCAUCAAGCUCAUGGCAAAAAGCAGUGGUACUGUUCAUCACGAGAUGUCUACGGCUGCCGGGCUGAUGUUAUCACCUACAGAGGAAUUUAUUACCUACCAUCACACCGUACGGGAAGUAUGGUAUUGAUAUUCAAAGACAACAAAUAUUGGAUCAAUAAUAGAUAUCAGAAUACUAUAAAUUGGACAUGUCGGGAUAGGAAAAGAUUGGGAUGCAACAGCUGCGUGCAAACAACAGUUGAAGGACGUUACAUCAAACAUAAAGGCUUCCAUAAUCAUGCUGACAAUUAUACAAAAUAUAAUUUCAAUGAUUAAGAUGUUUGCUAGUUACUUCAAUGUUUCAACAAAUUAACCAAUACUAUGAAAAGAGUUGUAACUUUUAUAACUCCUUGGGAGAUAAAACUCUUUUCCUCGGAUUCUUUGAGACAAGUCUGUAUAAUACUAGCAGUAGAAAAAUUUUGUUUAUAGCAAUAAGAUUCUAAUUGAUAUCUGUUACUCGUAUUGAAACCGGUUUCAAAAUAAUCAGCUACUUAAUACAUAGCUUGCUUAAAAUAUAAUAUGGUUAAAAUUAUUUAUUUGUAUAGUUAUAGUAAAUCAAUUUUUUUUCCAUUAACAUAGGCAUAAUUUUUCAAAGUCAUUCCUAGAUAUUAGUAAAUUUAAGAUUGUUUUUUUUUAUUUAAGUUACAGUCGGUUUGGUUUUUAUACAAUUCUUAAACUAUCACUGCCAUUUUUUUAAGUUAUUUAUAAUCAUAAUUGUUAACUUAAAUUGUAACUUG